GAGCUGGAACUUUUAGUGCUGCUGGGUCGCAUAAGAGACUGUUAAAUAAACUAAGCCAUCUCUCUCUCCCUCUCUGUCUGUCUUCCAUUCUCAUCGUUCCAUUCCCUUUUUUCUUAUUUGGAAUUUCAACUCUAAAUUCUCCAUCUAAUCUACAAAUCCCUAAAAAAAAAAAACACAAUGAGAUUAACUUCAGUAAUCCACAAUAAUAGCAUCAUUCCACUCUCCCUCAAGGUUUCGCCAGCUAAUUACACUUCUAGUGUCCAAUUCUCUCAUCCUCAUCUCCCUUCUUUCAAUACAGUCAUUAGCAAACGCCGUGGCCAGAAUUCUCCAAUUUCAUGUGCAAGGGGCACUGAACAGGAGGAUGAUCUAUCCCCUUCAGAAGCUGUGAAGACGAGUUCUCAGACACGCGAUGAUGUUGGCAAAUUUAUUACCUCUACUGCUCCCCCAUCUGUGGAUAAAGCAGAGGAGAAAGUUAAAGGAAAUUAUAAGACAUCGGUUAAAACUGUUGCUUUAUGUGUGUGCACUGCUGUGGCAUUUGGCUUUGGUGUUGGUUUGAAGGAUGGUGUUGGCAAGGCGUCUGAGUUUUUUGCCGGAUAUAUUUUGGAGUUAUGCCCUCUGACAUUGAUCAAGAUCUCACGCCACUGGAAGUAA
Molecule: messenger RNA, 651 nt
Organism: Populus euphratica (Euphrates poplar)
Lineage: Eukaryota; Viridiplantae; Streptophyta; Magnoliopsida; Malpighiales; Salicaceae
Exons: 6
Coding region: 178-651 (157 amino acids)
Source: RefSeq, a predicted model, not a curated record